GAAACCUGCUGGACAUGGACACUUUCUCCAAAUCUGACCCAGUGGUGGUCCUCUUCGUGCAGGGCUCGGGGAGCAGUGAGUGGAAGGAGGUGAGAGCAACCCCUCUUGCCGGGUUCCUGAGGAGGUUCACAGCCCUGUGUUGGGGGUGCUGCUGCCCCCUGUGCCCCCAUUCCUGGCUAAUCCCCAGCUGGGUUAAGCGGGCCCAUAUGGCCACCCGCAUCCAUGCUAAUGAUCCCUCUGCGUCCACGCUAAUGAUCCGGCCCCGCUGGCAGCACUAAUCCCCUGUUGGGAUUAUUGCCGGGGCAGCUGUGAUGGGGAGGAGUCGGGGGGGGGGCCACCCUUACCCCUCUCCCUGCAGUUUGGGCGCACCGAAGUGAUCGACAACACCCUGAACCCUGACUUCGUCCGCAAGUUUGUCCUCGACUACUACUUCGAGGAGAAGCAAAACCUCCGCUUCGACGUGUGAGUGGGGCAGACAGGGAAGGGCUCGGCCCCAGCUCAGGGUGGAACAAAGGGUUGAGUUGGUAAUAAAUAAUGAUAAUAAAUAAGGAUAAUAAAUGAGGAUACGGCAGCAAAAAGCACAGAGGAUGGGGGAAGCAGGGCUGCGUGCCAGGGCAGCCCCACAGGCACAGGCUCAGGGCUCUGCUCUCCCGUCACCAGCUACAACGUGGACUCCAAGAGCUGCUCCAUUUUAAAGCAGGUACCCCCAGAACCAGGGGACUCUAACCUGCUCUCCAUCUCUCCAUGCCCUGCGGGGACUGGCAGAAGGACUUCCUGGGGCAGGCGUUCGUAGCACUAGGGGAGGUGAUCGGGUCCCAGCGGGGCCGCCUGGAGAGAGCUCUCACGGGGGUCCCAGGGAAGCGGUGCGGGACCAUCCUGCUGCUGGCAGAGGAGUUGAGCAACUGCCGGGAUAUUGUCACAAUGCAGCUGUGUGCCAACAAGCUGGACAAGAAGGACUUCUUUGGAAAAUCCGACCCCUUUCUCGUCUUCUACCGCAGCAACGAGGACGGCACCUUCACCAUCUGCCAUAAGACGGAGGUGGUGAAGAACACACUCAACCCAGUGUGGCAGCCCUUCACCAUCCCCGUGCGCGCCCUCUGCAAUGGUGACUAUGACCGGACGGUGAAGAUAGACGUGUACGACUGGGACCGGGAUGGGAGCCACGACUUCAUCGGAGAGUUUGCCACCAGCUACCGGGAGCUCUCCCGGGCACAGAGCCAGUUCACAGUGUACGAGGUGCUGAACCCCAGAAAGAAAUGCAAGAAGAAGAAAUAUGUGAACUCCGGCACUGUGACGCUGCUCUCCUUCUCCGUCGAGUCCGAGUUCACCUUCGUGGACUACAUCCGGGGCGGGACACAGCUGAAUUUCACCGUUGCCAUCGACUUCACGGCCUCCAACGGGAUGCCAUCGCAGCCCACCUCACUGCACUACGCAAGCCCCUACCAGCUGAGCGCCUACGCCCUGGCGCUCAAGGCGGUGGGGGAGAUCAUCCAGGACUACGACAGCGACAAGCUCUUCCCCGCCUACGGCUUCGGCGCCAAACUCCCACCCGACGGCAAGAUCUCCCACCAGUUCCCCUUGAACAACAAUGCGGACAACCCCAGCUGUGCCGGCAUCGAGGGCGUGCUGGAGUCCUACCUCCAGAGCCUGCGCACCGUCCAGCUCUAUGGUCCCACCAACUUUGCCCCUGUCAUCAACCAGGUGGCUGGGGCGGCUGCCCAAGUGACCGACGGCUCGCAGUACCACGUCCUCCUCAUCAUCACUGACGGUGUCAUCUCCGACAUGCUGCAGACCAAGGAAGCCAUCGUCACCGCUUCCGCCUUGCCCAUGUCCAUCAUCAUCGUGGGAGUGGGUCCAGCUGAGUUUGAGGCCAUGGAGGAGCUGGAUGGUGAUGAGGUACGGGUGUCUUCCCGGGGACGCUACGCCGAGAGGGACAUCGUACAGUUUGUGCCUUUUCGGGAUUAUGUGGACGACUCGGGAAACCAGGUGCUGAGCAUGGCCCGCCUGGCCAAGGAUGUGCUGGCUGAGAUCCCCGAGCAGCUGCUCUCCUACAUGAAGACCCAUGACAUCAAGCCUUGCCGGGCAGACCCCCAGUAGCUCCUCCAUGGGCCAUGGGGCCAGCUGGUGGGGCAAGAACAUGUGUCAUCCUUCUUCUGCCGCUGGUCAGGGCUUAGCCAUCGAGAUGUGGCCCCCCAAGGCCAAUAAUCAGCUGCUGUGGCUGGUGAAUGGGGCUGGGACCCUCCUCUUCUGUCAGUGAGACCACGGGGCUGGAUGUCCCCAGCCACCCUCUGCUCCUGCCUGGCCAGCAGCGAUGCCCCAGCACAGCGAGGCCAGCUCGGACUGUACCAUCCCUCAGCGCAGCCAGGGCCAGUGCCUGGGUAGACGCUGUUGGGGGGCCACAGUGUGUCCCCCGCUGGGAGGGCAGCCUGGCUCCCUUCCUGGGGAGGGGGCUGCCCCUGGGGCUGGGUGCACGCCGGGGGUCCCAGCCCCACCAGCUCCUCGGGGCAGGGGGUCUCACCCCGCUCCUGCCUGCGCCCCAUUCCUGCCUGCGCCCCGCUCCUGCCUGCGCCCCACCGCUCAGCCAAGCACCAGCACCCCGAUCCUCCAGCUCUGGUGCCCCGGCGCUAGCCCCAGCCCCACAGCUGAGGGGUGCACACUGCUGAGCCCCAAAGCUAUGGGGUGCCACAGCCCGCGUCCCACAGCAGGGGGGUGCGCAGGGCUGAGCCCCACAGCUAUGGGGUGCUGCAGGGCCCUGGCCCUGGCCCGCAGUCGGGGGGUGCCGGGGGGGCCCAGCGGGGGUCAGGCGGGUCUGUACCGCGUUACCGACUGUAAAUAAACCGCUCCA
Molecule: messenger RNA, 2845 nt
Organism: Phalacrocorax carbo (great cormorant)
Lineage: Eukaryota; Metazoa; Chordata; Aves; Suliformes; Phalacrocoracidae
Source: RefSeq, a predicted model, not a curated record